AUGCCUCCCAAACCAUUUCGAAUUGCUGUUCCUGAUGCUAAGUUGGAGAGCCUCCGCCAAAAGCUGGAGGCUGCAACUCUCCCGGAUGAGCUCGACAAUGCCGAAUGGCAGAUGGGUGUCCCCUUGGAUAAAAUCAAGCGACUGACAGCUCACUGGCGAGACAGAUUCGACUGGCGCGAACAGGAGAGGAAGUUGAACGACAAUUUUACUCAAUUUACUCUCCCAGUUUCGGUAUCUGGCUUUGACGAUCUGGAAAUACAUUACCUGCAUCAUACCAGCUCUACCGUGGAAGCCAUUCCCCUACUCUUCCUUCAUGGAUGGCCGGGGAGCUUCAUCGAGGCUACCAAGGUAAUCCCGUUGCUAACUGUGGGUGAUAACAACAAACCGGCAUUUCAUGUUGUAGCACCAUCCUUGCCCAAUUUUGGCUUCUCUUCCGCUGUUAAGAAGAGAGGGUUCGGGCUGAAUCAGUAUGCCGAGGCAAUGCAUGGUGUCAUGAUGGCAUUAGGUUACAAAGAAUACGAAAAGAAGCAUGAACUAAACUCUCAUGAGAUGGGGAUGGGAGUAGCCAUCCAAGGCGGCGAUUGGGGUGCUUUUAUCGCCCGAACAAUGGCCAGAAAGUACCCUGACCAGGUUAAAGCUAUCCAUAUCAACUUCUUCCCGAUGAGUCUCCCACGUCCCUGGCAGAGCCCGGUCCUGUUUUUCCAAUCCCUCCUCACAGUCCCAUUCUCCUCUGAGAAAAAGGCCUACCUCGCUACUAUCCUCCAAUACAUCACUAAGGGAAGCGGUUACCUAAUUCAACAGUCUACUCGCCCACAGACUAUCGGCUACGCACUGCAGGAUAGCCCUGUGGCACUGUUGGCGUGGAUCUACGACAAGCUGCACCAGUGGGCGGACGACUACCCCUGGACUGAUGAUGAGAUUCUUACCUGGGUGAGCAUUUAUCUCUUCUCCACUGCGGGUCCUGCGGCAUCAACACGGAUUUACUAUGAGAGUUCCGAGGAUGGCUCGACUUGGGAGACAACAUCAAAACCCGCACCUGCAGGUGUGAAGGUUGGGGUUGCCCAGUUCAAGAAGGAAUUGAUGAAGUAUCCUUUAUCUUGGACCCAGAUGUUAGGCUCUGUUGUGCAAGCCACUGAGUACCCACGAGGCGGUCAUUUUGCGGCUUGGGAAGUGCCUGAUCUACUGGUAGACGAUGUGAAGUCGUUCUUUAGUAAGGGGGGUCCAGCCUACGAGGCGGUACUGGGGAAAGAUGGAUUCUAA
Aspergillus ochraceoroseus IBT 24754 is the source of this 1260-nucleotide messenger RNA. RefSeq names its product epoxide hydrolase. The record is from RefSeq and is a predicted model, not a curated record. Gene Ontology annotation, biological process: epoxide metabolic process. Bases 1 to 1260 code for a protein of 419 amino acids. Gene Ontology annotation, molecular function: epoxide hydrolase activity. NCBI's taxonomy places the organism in Eukaryota, Fungi, Ascomycota, Eurotiomycetes, Eurotiales, Aspergillaceae. The transcript is spliced from 4 exons.